AUGGCCUUGUCCAACAUGACCAAUGAGGAAUGGGAGGAGCUUGCCCAGACAAUCCCCAGCAAAGAAGAUGCCUUCAUCCAGAAGUACAUGACAGGCCGCGAGGCCCUCAUAGCAGAGGAGAAGAAACAACGGAGUGACCACUCAUUCCGGCAGAACCUGUCGCCCAUCGCGCAAAAGGCAUGCCGGAUCGUGGACAAGAUCCGCGCCGAGGAGCAGCGCACGCUAUGGACGCCCGAGUACGAGGACCGGCUGGCCGUGCGCGAGGGCUGCACCAUGCACAACGGCAUGAUGUUCACGCUGGCCAAGGGCCUGAUGGAGCGCACCAAGCUGUGGCGCAUCGUGCGGCGCAUGCCCAAGGGCUCCAUCCUGCACGCACACCUCGAUGCCAUCGUCGACCUGGACUUUGUCUUUGACACCCUGCUGGAGGAACCCGGCAUGCACAUGUCCGCGCCCGACGCCCGCCUCGGCUCCCGCGCCGCGAGGGCCGACGCCGUUGUCAAUUUCCGCUUCUUCAAGGAGGACAAGAACCCCGCCAUGUCCAUCUGGGAUGAUGCCUCGUACCGCCCGGGAGAGUUUGUCCCGCUGAAGAAGGCAGCCGAGACGUUCCCCGAUGGCGGUCGCGAUGGCUGGAUCCGCUGGAUGAAGAGCAAGACCACCAUCUCCGAGACGGACGCCGUCGAGCAGCAUCACGGUGUGGAUCACGUGUGGAAGAAGUUCUCCAAGUGCUUUGUCAUCAUGGGGACGGUCAUCCACUACGAGCCCAUCUUUAGGAAGUUCCUGAGGCGCAUGAUGAAGCAGUACUACGAGGACGGGGUGUACUGGGGAGAAAUAAGGUUCACCUGGCCAUUAAACUACUACCGGCUCGGCCAGGAAGUCCCCGAGUCCAACUACAGCCACAUGUUCACCGUCAUCGACGAGGAGAUCAAGGCGUUCCAGGCGUCACCCGAGGGCAAGGGGUUCUGGGGCCUGCGCAUGAUCUGGACGUCGCUGCGGAUUUGGGAUCAGAAGUCGAUCGUGCAGAACAUGGACCACGCCAUCACAACCAAGCUCGAGUUCCCGCACCUGCUGUCCGGGUUUGACCUGGUGGGACAGGAGGACCUGGGCCGCCCACUGACGGACGUGCUGCCAGAGCUAUUCUGGUUCCGCAAGCAGCUGGCCGAGGAGGGGCUCCCGGAGGGUGCCAUGCCCUUCUUCUUCCACGCGGGCGAGACGCUGGGCGACGGCACGGCCACGGACCAGAACCUCUUCGACGCCGUGCUGCUGGGCACGCGCCGCAUCGGCCACGGCUUCAGCCUGUACAAGCACCCGCUGCUGACGGACCUCGUCAAGGAGAAGCGCAUCCUGAUCGAGUCGUGCCCCAUCUCCAACGAGGUCCUGCGCCUCUGCGGCAGCAUCAUGAGCCACCCGCUGCCGGCGCUGCUGGCCCGGGGGGUCCCCUGCGCCCUCAGCAACGACGACCCCGCCAUGCUCGGCCAGGACACGGCCGGCAUGACCCACGACUUCUGGCAGGCCCUGCAGGGCUGGGAGAACCUCGGCCUCGCCGGGCUGGGCAGCCUCGCCGAGAACUCGGUGCGCUGGAGCUGCUUUGAGGACCAGACGCCUGACGAGUGGGCCCGCGACGUCAAGGAGGCCAGCCUUGGCUCCGGCGUCAAGGCCCAGAGGCUCAAGGAGUGGGAGGUGUUGUGGGAGAAGUUCUGCCUGUGGGUGUGUGAGGAGUAUGGGGACGAGUACGAGGAGUAG
Diaporthe amygdali is the source of this 1740-nucleotide messenger RNA. RefSeq names its product denosine deaminase family protein. Bases 1 to 1740 code for a protein of 579 amino acids. The transcript is spliced from 3 exons. The record is from RefSeq and is a predicted model, not a curated record. Lineage: Eukaryota; Fungi; Ascomycota; Sordariomycetes; Diaporthales; Diaporthaceae. Gene Ontology annotation, biological process: inosine biosynthetic process; adenosine catabolic process. Gene Ontology annotation, molecular function: adenosine deaminase activity.